UCACGAAAAACAGUCAGUGUACAAACAAAAACAUUGUAUUUUCAAAUUACGAUAAUUUAAUUUGGUGCUUAUUCCUCAGUGUAAUUGUAAUAUAACGCACAUGAGAUUAUUGGUACCACAUAAUAAUUUACGCCUAAAUAUUUACGUUUAUAACUCGCAGAAAAUGAUUUGAGCCAGUGUUAUUUUGUUAUCACUGAAACUGUUCCUUUUUUACCCAAUUAAAAUACAUAAUUAAAGGUUGAUUUUUCUGAUAAAGCGUACAAACAUGUCGGCGUUAUUGACUGCAGAUUGGUUUCAAUUGGAUUCCUACUAUAGGAAGUUUGAUCUAUACAACAUGGUAUGGCCCAUGGAUGAAGGUCUGGGGACUAUGAUUGUGAGUGGAGCUCCAUAUGGGGGUCCAGUCGCUGUAGUCAGGGACAGGAAGUAUGUAAGAAAUCCAAGCGCUGCCAAACCAGUUAUUACCAUUUAUAACUGUGUUGGGAAUGUUAUAUCCAAAAUUGUGUGGAAUAGUGGUAAUCUCGUGCACAUGGGCUGGUCGGAUGGUGAGCAGUUGCUAUGUGUUCAAGAGAGUGGUGAUGUGCUCAUCUAUGACAUGUUUGGUGCUUACCAGAAGACAUUCAGCAUGGGACCAGAAGUUAGAGAUACAAAGGUAUGCAAGGCACAGUUUUUCUCAAACCCCCACGGCAUAGGCUUGGCUGUCAUGACGACCACCAAUCGAAUGUUUCUACUCAGUAAUGUGUCAGAACCUAAAAUACGAUCUGUACCAGAUAUACCUAGAGCAAACGAGCCCAUAAGCUCCUGGUGUGUUCUGAGUUCUGGUCUAAGGUCGUCAGCUGUCAUUGGAUUUUUAGUCUGUAGAGAUAAAGAGGUUUAUCGCUGCCAGCUAGGCGAAUCGCGAGCUGUUCUGAUGCGUCCAGAUAUUAACAACACAUAUACACAAGUCAUAUCGAUAGUGCCCUCACAAAAUGGCCGGCACGUUGUCCUUUUCACGGACUCCGGUAUAUUGUGGAUCGGCUCUUCGGAUUUCAAGAGCAAAUACUGCGAAAUUGAUACUAAAAUGUUAAAACAACCAAAGGGGCUUGUUUGGUGUGGCUCACAAGCCAUAGUAGGGCACUGGGACGACACAUUGUAUAUCUACGGCUUCAACGGUUCCGUGGUGAAAUACCCCUAUGACGGUCCGUUCCACCUCAUACCGGAAAUGGACUGUGUUAGGAUCAUUUCCGAGAUGUCUCAUGAGAUGUUACAAAAAGUACCGCUAGUUGUUGAGAAAAUAUUCAGAUUGACUAACAUUGCGCCGGCUACUUAUUUGGUUGAAGCGUCGAAGGAAUUUCAGAAUCGUAGUCACAAAGCGGACGAGCACAUCCGUUACAUCAAAACGGAUCUAUCAACCGCAGUACAAGACUGUAUAGAUGCGGCCGCCUUUGAAUUCAAUACAGACAUACAAAAGAUGCUAAUACGCGCUGCCCAGUUCGGCAAAGGGUUUAUCAUGGAUCCAGUACUGACCGAUCAUUACGUCAACACUUGUCGAUGGUUGAGGGUGUUAAACGCUGUCAGAGAUCCGCGUGUGGCGAUACCUUUGACUUUCUUGCAAGUUCAAAACCUCGGCGAAAGAAUUCUUCUAGAUAGGCUAAUAUGGCGCCGUUUGCAUUGCUUGGCGGAACAUAUCGCAUCGUAUCUGCAGUUGAAAGACGGCCGGACGAGGGUGCUAUCACAUUGGGCAUGUUACAAGGUUACACAACCUCAUUUGGAUAACGAGAGUGCCGCGCGUGAAAUUGGUGAAAAGUUACGAAACAUUCCCGGAAUCUCCUACACUACUAUCGCUAUGAAAGCCGCUGAAAAAGGCAGGAAGGCGUUAGCAAUAAAAAUCUUGGAAUACGAAACUCACAGUAAGCUGCAAGUACCAUUGCUGUUGACCCUUGGGGAAGGUCCUACGGCGCUGCUCAAGGCCACAGCGAGCGGCGACACUGACUUGGUGUAUAUAGUGCUGUUACAUCUCAAGGAGAAAAUGGGAAAACAUGAAUUCGAGCUAACAAUAAGGAGUUUCCCACUCGCACACGCGCUAUACAUAAAGUACUGUGCGAGUCAUAAUCGCGAGGCGCUACGUAAAGUUUACGUACAAGAGGAUGACUUCACGGGACAAGCCGCGACGCACAUUCGCGACGCUAUAGACCAGACAAACCCAGGCAGUGUGGAGGCCUCGCUGAUAUCAGCUAGAGAGUGCUAUAAGAAAGGAAAGAAUGAAUUGGGUGUAUCAAUAUGCGAAGAGGCGCGCAAACUCUGCAAACAACAAUCAAGUUUACAAGAAACUUACGGGCAGAGCUUCGUGGGUCUAUCCCUACACGAUACUGUGAAGAAGCUUCUAGAACACGGCGAAGUUAAGCUCGCAGACAAACUACGCUCCGAAUACCGGAUGCCUGAUCGAAGGUACUGGUGGCUUCGCAUAUUGACACUAGCGGAAAAGGACGAGUGGUCAGACCUGGAGACUCUGUCGAAAUCGAAGAAAUCCCCCGUAGGGUACGAGCCUUUCGUCGACGUCUGCUUGAAGUACGCCAAGCGCGACGAGGCUCUGAAGUACCUGCCAAAGUGCCGCGACGAUAUCAAGGUCAAAUAUUACGUGAAAGCAGAGUUCUACGAAGAAGCUGCUCAGGUGGCGUUCGAGCAAAAAGACGACAGUGCUCUUGUCUUCGUCCAGAACAAGUGUCCGGCGAGCGAAGCUAGCAAGCACGCCAAGAUAAUGGCCUUGCUAGAACAGUUGAAUAAGAAAUGAGAUUGGAUAGAAGACUUUGCGAAUGUCCGUGUUAAACCAAUAA
Messenger RNA from Pararge aegeria (speckled wood butterfly), 2810 nucleotides. It is a transcript of the gene Vps16A, whose product is annotated as vacuolar protein sorting-associated protein 16 homolog. Gene Ontology annotation, cellular component: lysosomal membrane; HOPS complex; cytoplasm. The record is from RefSeq and is a predicted model, not a curated record. Gene Ontology annotation, biological process: intracellular protein transport; vacuole fusion, non-autophagic; endosomal transport. Gene Ontology annotation, molecular function: actin binding. The transcript is spliced from 15 exons. NCBI's taxonomy places the organism in Eukaryota, Metazoa, Arthropoda, Insecta, Lepidoptera, Nymphalidae. Bases 266 to 2767 code for a protein of 833 amino acids.